CGCUGGAAAACGAAAGCGAGGCUGCUCCAAAGUGGCAAACCGUCAUGGCCGACCUGUUGCACGAGCUGUGCGCGAACGAGAAAUCGGGAAACGAGACCGUACUGCUGGCAGCCCAUGCUUACCUAUCGCUUCGACGAGCACUGGAGCCUGCGACCGACUUCGAGAUGGUUCUGAGCAGCUACUUGGAUUUGAACUCCAGCCAGAUAAUCGACUUCAAAAGGAUCUUCCUCGUUAACAACGUCGAGCUGUUUAGGCUGACAAUAAGCCAUGGAUUUCUGCAAGCCAACAUCCGCGCCAACGUGCACCAGUUUCAAGUGUACCGCUCGAUAUUGAAGAUCGUCCAGCCUCACUGCAUCAGCUACACUCAUUACACGUACUUCGCUUUCAAAAUCCUUCAGAUGUGGAUGCUGAGGUCGUCGGCGGUGGGUCUCUGGUCGGGAGACAGCACGGAGUUCGAGGCAGUGCUCGAGCCGUUAUUGUUCUCCAACUGGGACAACGCGAUCUGCAAGCAGAACGUCGUCGGUCUGUUCUCUGCCUACCUGGCCGUCGUCAAGGACAAGCACGAAGAUUACCUGCCUUACCUGUUUCACAGCUGUGUCGAGAGGAUAUCGUGGUGUCACGUCACCAAGUACACGAUACUCGCGGAAAUCUGCAGUGCCAUGGACUGCGUGCAGCUAAUCACCGAGGCCAAAUUUGUUUCGAAUUUAUUCAACAGUCUGACCGUCAGUCACUUGUGCAACGCCAGCACUAAGGUUUACUCGGUCAUUAGCAACAAGUUAUCGAUGAACGUGUGGCAAGCAGUAUUUGGCGACCAGCUCAAGAAUUACGUUACGACUUGGGAGGCCGAAAAAAAGUAUAGCAGCCUGCAGGUGUUGUGCAAACGCUGGAUCGAACCCAUAAUAAAGAUCCACCGAGAAAUUCUGCCGUUCCUCCUGGAGUGCUGUGACGAACAGAGCGUACUGUUUCGAUCGCACUUGCUGCGGAUCGCGAAAAAGUGCGGCAUAGUACUUCCACGUGAACACCAAAAAGAUGACGUUGACUUAAGGCUUCUAAACCACGAGGAAGAGUCCGUAAGACUGAAUGCGUUUGCAGCGCAUUGCUAUGCUGUGGGAGCAGUGAGCCUUCAAACGGACUUGGUAGAAAACUUUGCAGUGUCCGCGGUCAAGCAUUUCUUGUUCAGCAACGCGACAGCUUCAACGACGUAUCUGAGAGAGGGAAGCUUCAAUUACUUCAAGAUAUUUUUAUCCAACUUGCUUAGACAAGCCUGCUUGCGAAAGGACUCAACCGAAGCCGUCUCCUUUUUGGAGUGGCUGCACGAGUUCGAGCUCGAUUGUGUCGAAAUUGGUUCCUGCUACCAGCGCAAGAUUUUCGGGCUGCAACUGUACAAGAUCACACUGCAAUUUUUACAGAGUAACGAUUGCACGGAUCCCAUUGUGCUGAAGGAUCCGCAUUUUAGGGAGGCUAUCAAGUACGGGCCACUGUUGAAAAAGGAGAUGGAGGAUCGCCAGAAGUGGAAGUUUACCUGUAAGAAGAGCGUCGUUUUGCUUUUUAAGCUCGUUUUAGAUCCUGCAUCCGAUGUUAGAGGGUGCGCGACUUCGAUUAUCAUUGACUUUUUUGAUGCGAGCGUUAUCACAGAUUCAGAAAAAAAGAUACUUUUUGUAACAGCCCUAAACAAGUGUAAUUCGCAUAAAUUUUUCGAAACGGAGAGCGGCGCUUAUCUGUUUAAAAUUUUGACUGUGUGGUACCCCCUAAGCAAAAUCAACGCAGACAGCUUGAAAUUCGAAGAGAAUUGCAAACCGCACUCUCCAAUAAGAGAAUUUUACAGCUACACGAGAUUUUUGCUCAAAGAAGCGAUGCAGCAGUUGAUUCUGGCGAAAAAAGAUAUUUUAAAGGCUGCCACGCAAAAUGCACCGUUUUAUGGAAUCGUUUGUGCCCUCCUGAUGAUCGGACUUGACAAUGGACCAGAGUGCCAUUUCAUGAACUCAAACUUUUUAGAAGAAAUCCUUAACAUGGCUGAAGGAGCUGUAAAAAAUUUUUUAAUCACUUUUUCAGUAAAAUCGUCAAACUUGGAACACUCGUCGUCGUUCAAAGAAAUGAGUUUAGCAAUCGAUGAAGCAAUUAAAAAUAGCGAAAUAAAUUACGAGUUCGACGAACUUGCUCUGUCUCCUGCCCAGCAAUCAAUAAUUACCUGUGUUUGGAGAUCCUUGAAAAUACUUUGCGAGUUAGCCGUGGCAAUAGCAAAAAACGAGCAGGCGACGGACUCCACGGUGCGUCGAGCUAUAGAUCUUAUCGUAAUGGUAUCGGUAAAGUGCCGACACAAGGGUGCCAUAGAGUCAGCAGGAGUAGCGAUUGCCAGUUUAACCAGACAUCUCUGCAAAAAACAAAGAAACGUAGAGCUGCUGGAAAAUCACCUCAAGAGGCUUUUGAGCGACAACUUUUCACUGAGCAUCAAUCUAACGCGUAGGGGGGCUGGCCUUACAAUACUCUUUCACAAGAUGGUCGCCAGUGAUAUACGUCCAGACCGUCCACUGCUCCACCUUGCUGUUAACUCAUUGUUGCAGUUCCUGAAAAAAAAGCUAACGUCAACAUUAUCGACAAGUAGCAGAGCAGAUGAGCUCAGCUGUAGGGACAGCUGUAAAUACGACGAGCCGUGCGCCAUGCAGCUUCACUUUCUUAAGAGCCUCGUUGCCGAUCGACAACUUUAUCCUCAGCUCAGUCAGUAUCUCGAGCAGAUUUGCCUCGUUUGCUUCGAGUACAUACCGUCACAAGUCUUCACGAUACGAAACGCGAGUUUCCAGCUCUUCGGUGCAAUAGCAAUGCGGCUGGUCGGCCAAAACACCGGGGCGCGAGAAGUCGACUUUGCCUACGGCUUCUCCAUCAACCACUUCGCGUCGCACUUCCCGCAAUUGGCCGGCUACGUGCUUCUCAGCCUUCAGAAGGCAGCCUGCUCCGACGGCGACUGGCAAAGCACCACCAGCGUCAUCCACAUUCUAGCCCUGCUCUCAAAGAUGUUCUACGCCGGCUGCGAACUCGUCGACGGCGCUGCGCAGACCUACGUCCGGCACAUUCGCAGCUGCCUGUGGCUCUUCCUCGGCAGUCCCGUGGCCUGCGUACGGAGCCUGGCCGCGAGGAGCCUCGCCGCCACCACGGGCCGAUCAGAGCUCGAGUCGAAGAUCAGUCGGCUCGAAAACACUCGGUACCGGCAGCCGGCCGGCUUCAACCGGCUAAACGGCGAGCUCCUCGCGCUCGAGUGCCUGCACGAGCGACUGGCCGAAGAGCUACGGAGCACGAGUGUUAGGCACUCGAAGAGUAAGUCCCCAAGCGAAGUGCGACGUAAUCUCGAACUCAACUCCGAGACUGAGCUCAUGUGGCGGCUCUGGAGCCGCAGGUACACUGUUGAGAGAUCCCGGCUCUGCUACGCCAUCGAAGCCCAACUGCUGAGACUGUCGCGCGAGUUUAAGAUCGUCAUGAGGGAGGAGGCAGCGAUGACAACGAGAACCAAGACUACCGCGGAUGAGGGAUCCAGCAGCGGCCUCUUCGACGUCAAUUUGGUCGAGGAGAGGACAAAGCCGGGCUUCUUCGACUUUGUGGACGAGCUGGUGAAGCUGUUCGUCAACCGCAUUUCCUGCCGGAGCGAGGACCCGGCCUCGAUCAAAUCGAUCCUUGGUGCCGGGUGUGUCGAUCUCGGGGUCAGUUUUACGAGGCACGCGACCAGCCACAGCCGGGGCCUUCUGAUGGCGUGCGUCGACUUCGCCCUGGAGAACUUCGACACGAGCCAUCAGCACCUGCUCGAGGCGAUAAACGCUUACGCCAACGAGUCCAUACGGAGCAUAAUGCGUAGCGGGCUGGCAGAGUUCCAGUACCUCGACAUAUCCAAGCUGAAGAGCUUCGCGUCGAGGCUCGAGGCUACGUUCACCCGGACGUCACAUCUGUCGGAACUACUGGUCUUUGUGCACGUGCUCUCGCUCCGCAACUCUGGGAGCUACGACUUCUUCGAGGACUUGAUAUCAUGCGUCUCCAAGGAGAAAGUCACCCUGGCGAGCUACUUUGGGCAGCCAGAAGCCGUCAGGCAGUUGGUGGCCAAGGCCCUGGAGGUUCUGUUGUACAACUUUGACCGGCUAAACUCCAGGAGUAGGCUCGUGCCGUACUUGGCUUCGCUGGUGCUGUUGAAAGACGAGGUGGACUCCAUCCGAGAAGUCAUCCGUGACAGCGUCGUCGACAACGUGAUCUUGGAGUUGGAGCUGUCGAAGACGAGGGUCAUGGACGAGCUCGUCUGUUACAUUUUGCUGCUCAACGCUGCAUCCGAGAAAACAGUGCUGGGUGCAGAUCUUACGCGCUCCGAGCUCGUUGGCCUUUUCAACAGGUACCUGUCCACGAUUGAGCUUCACUCUGGCGCGAUCGACAUAGAGAAUCCGUUCGACGACGACAAUAUAACUCCUUACAAUGAGGACUCGAAACUCAUUAAUUUCGUAGUGCUUUGCGCGCAACAAAAAGUUUCUAAAGAUAUUCUUGUAGGUUUGGAGGGAAUACUAGCGGGUAUUAGCGAUAUGGUUUUUUAUACCAAGAAUCAAUUGAUUGAAACGAUGAACAUAAAUUUCGACAAUCUUCAGGAUUUCUUGAACAUCAAGUACGAUGUGUACUUGGCUCGUAAGUUGCAAGUCGUGAGUGAAGUCUAUUUGAAAUAA
Molecule: messenger RNA, 4685 nt
Organism: Copidosoma floridanum
Lineage: Eukaryota; Metazoa; Arthropoda; Insecta; Hymenoptera; Encyrtidae
Biological process (GO): tRNA methylation
Cellular component (GO): cytosol
Source: RefSeq, a predicted model, not a curated record